GUCAUCGGUCAUCGUCUCUUUAGGAACGUAAAUAGACAAAAACAACCGAUUUUCCACGACUUUUUCGAAAUUUUGUUCUGGUUUUCUUUAGUGCAGGAAAAAUGCCACGCGUUCGAAACCACAGCCCGAUCAAUCGAUCCAGAUUUGGAGCUCGAAAAUCUCCCGAUCGAUCUCGUGUCCGCCACCGUUCUCCUUCCAUGGAACCAAUGGAACGAAGCCGCCUCGAGCGACGGUCGUCUCGCAGGUCUGAAAUGAAUCGAGUUCGACCGCGAUCGCCCUCACCUCCGAAUUGCGCCGGAUACUCUCAGUGGUUCUGCCUGGGGGUGUUCGGCAUGAGCAAUCGGACAACGGAAGGUGAUCUUCGACGGAUCUUUCGACGCUACGGUCCGAUCGAGCGGGUCAGGGUUGUGUACGACCCGAUGACACGGGAAUCGCGAGGAUUUGGAUUUGUGUACCUUCGCCACAGGAAGGACGCACUGAUUGCCAGAGAUCAAUGCGACGGGAUGCUGUUCGAUAGACGCCACAUACGGGUGGACUUAUCCAGGACGGGAAAGCCCCAUUCACCGACCCCGGGCCAGUACUUGGGGCCGGAGAGAAGGGUUAAGCGCGAAAGGAAGCCACAAGAGAGAAGGAGCGUAUUCGAUUGCCGUGUAGUUCGGCGGAUCCCAACGGAACGUAAAUUCCCAUCGCCAUUGGUUCCUUUUGUACAUCCACGUUUUCGCCCAGUUGGAUCAAGAUCGGGGUCUUCUGAAUGCUAACUGGUGGAACGGGGGAGUGAGUGGCGAAUCGCUGGUGCAUAGUGCUUGAAUAAGAAUUUGAAAGAGAAAGAUUUCUGCUGGUAAGUGAUAUCUUAUUUUGUUAUUUUCUCGCAUAUGAAAGCAAUUUGAAAUGGGUAACCUGUUUUCUUUAACAAUAUUUGAGAAUGUAAUAAAA
This is a messenger RNA of Ochlerotatus camptorhynchus, 933 nucleotides long. RefSeq names its product transformer-2 protein homolog beta-like. Gene Ontology annotation, cellular component: spliceosomal complex. Gene Ontology annotation, biological process: positive regulation of mRNA splicing, via spliceosome. The coding region runs from base 102 to 758 and encodes 218 amino acids. Gene Ontology annotation, molecular function: RNA binding. Lineage: Eukaryota; Metazoa; Arthropoda; Insecta; Diptera; Culicidae. The record is from RefSeq and is a predicted model, not a curated record. The transcript has 4 exons.